GAGCUAAAAACUGCAGCAGCAUCUUUACAGCUACUGCUACAGAAAAGGAUACACACAUUUCUCAAUUCAUUCAUAAAAUAUUCUUUUUCCCACUACACCAUUCUUCUGGUAUUGUUUCCAAAUCUUCGAGUCUCUUCAUGACCCUGUGUUUGCCGGACGGUAAACCCAGUUCUCCAGGUUUUCCGGCGAGUCCAAUGACACCUACCCUUUAAUUCCUUUGUUUUUGUCUCUCUGUAUAUCAUACACGCAGUCAAACAAUGUCGGUUUACGACGCCGCAUUCCUGAACACGGAGCUGUCAAAGCCUACCUCAAUCUUCGGCCUUCGCCUCUGGGUCGUCAUUGGCAUAUUCAUGGGCUCGCUCUUCGUGCUCGCCCUCUUCCUCCUCUCCCUCUGCAUCACCUCUCGCUGUCACCGCCGCCCCCACAAGCACGCUAAACCCAACACCGCCGCGACCACUACCACGCCUCCCAUGUCCAAAGAAAUCCAGGAAGUCUCGCACCCCCAGGCUCCUCCACCGGCAGAUAUCCAAAUCGAGAUCGGGAAGCUCGAGCAUCGCGUGGUUGUGCUGUCGGAUCGGUCGAGCGGGGAGAGCAAUGGGACGGCGACGGUCGAAACGGGGUCGUUCGGGAGCGGGAGCAUGGUGGGGCCGGAGGUGUCGCACCUUGGGUGGGGUAGGUGGUACACUCUCAGAGAGCUGGAGGCGGCCACCAAUGGGUUGUGCGAGGAGAAUGUGAUUGGCGAAGGGGGGUAUGGGAUUGUCUACUGUGGGGUCUUGCCUGAUGGUACCAGAGUCGCCGUCAAAAACCUCUUGAAUAACAGGGGUCAAGCUGAGAAAGAAUUUAAAAUGGAGGUGGAAGUAAUUGGGCGGGUGCGGCACAAGAAUCUUGUUAGGUUGCUUGGAUACUGUGUUGAGGGCGCAUAUAGGAUGCUUGUAUAUGAAUACGUCGACAAUGGAAAUCUGGAUCAAUGGCUUCAUGGUGAUGUUGGUGCUGUCAGCCCUCUAACAUGGGAUAACCGUAUGAACAUCAUAUUGGGAACUGCAAAAGGAUUGGCCUAUCUUCACGAGGGUCUUGAACCAAAGGUUGUCCAUCGAGAUGUAAAAUCUAGCAACAUACUACUUGAUCGUGAAUGGAAUGCUAAGGUUUCUGAUUUUGGGCUUGCUAAGCUCCUGUGUUCUGAGAGGACUUACGUGACAACUCGUGUGAUGGGAACAUUUGGGUAUGUUGCCCCAGAAUAUGCUUGCACUGGAAUGCUGAAUGAGAAGAGUGAUGUUUACAGCUUUGGGAUACUUAUCAUGGAAAUAAUUUCUGGGAGAAGCCCUGUUGAUUAUAGUAGACCAAAAGAAGAGGUGAAUUUGGUAGAUUGGUUGAAAACCAUGGUUGGAUACCGAAAAUCUGAAGAAGUUGUUGAUCCCAAGCUGCCUGAGAUGCCCGCUUCAAAGGCACUUAAACGUGUUCUACUGGUUGCUCUUCGAUGCGUUGAUCCUGAUGCGACGAAGAGGCCAAAAAUGGGACAUGUGAUCCACAUGCUCAAGGCAGAUGACUUGCUAUUCCACGAUGAACGCCGGAUUGGGAGAGAUCCUUCCCACAUGCAUAAUGAUAAUCAGCCAGAAGACAAGGCUGUUUCAAAAUUAGGCAAUUGACAAUUUGGUCAAGGGACUUCUGAUACAAGUAAGGUGAUAGUGGUAACUAGGAACCAUCAUCAGCCACAACUAGUUGGAGAAGAUACCAUCACUCAGUUCAAGUUUCCUCCUAGUUUUUUAAGCUUGUUUUAUUAGUUCCCCAUUUUUUUGAUUGUCCCUUCAAUUCCAAGCAAACGAUAAUAGGCAUGUACUUCAUAUUUCGUUUACAUUGUUUUUUCCGCACUGCCUCAAAUUGGGAUGCAAUUGUACAAUUCAAAUCAUUCAUUCAUUCCUCACUUUGUAAACAAUAGCUGUUAGCAUAUUACAUCAAAUGUCUAUUCAUAGUUUUCACGUUACAAA
Molecule: messenger RNA, 1982 nt
Organism: Juglans regia (Persian walnut)
Lineage: Eukaryota; Viridiplantae; Streptophyta; Magnoliopsida; Fagales; Juglandaceae
Product: probable serine/threonine-protein kinase At1g01540
Exons: 7
Coding region: 258-1643 (461 amino acids)
Biological process (GO): protein phosphorylation
Molecular function (GO): protein kinase activity; ATP binding
Source: RefSeq, a predicted model, not a curated record